AUGGAAUUCGAAUCUACGAAUACUUCGAUUGGGCUCGAAGACGGUAACCUGUGCUACUACGAGCCAGUCGACUACACCAGGUUUCUGCUGGUGAUCGUCGGAGGCACGCCAUUCGCCCUACUUGGUCUGUUCACCAAUUCGAUGCUGCUCUUCCUGUACGGCAAAAAGAGGUAUAUCCGUGCUCCUCAGCUGUUCCUGGCCGCCCUGGCUCUGUUCGACAUAUGCAUAUGUGCGUUGUACUUGCUGCUGUUCUCCGUUGACGCGUUGGCGCUGUACUGCCACAUGGAGCCGUUGUGGCUGAUGUGGCAUUACUACUGUUUGCCCCUGUUUACGGUCAGCCGCAUAGUGCAGAUGAGCUCUGCGUACCUGACGGUCGUCUCCACCGUCGACAGCCACCAUUACCGCCUGUGGUGCACGUUGACCGUGGUCGCACUGUCCACGGCGCUGCGCAUCGUCACCUACUGGGAGUACGAGCUGCUGGCCGCCAACCCGGACUACAACCGCAUCUACAACCUGUACUUCAUAAACGUGAUCCAGGUGUUUUUGCCGUUCGUCGUUCUGGUCAUCUUCAACGUGGCGCUGGUCAACCAAAUCCGCAAGCGCAUCAGACUGACCAGGCUGUUCUAUUUGCUGCUGCCGUUCCGCAGCAUGAUCUCCACCAAUUUGAUUGACGCGUCAUACACGACGAUCGCCAUCGUCACCACGUACCUGAUGUGCAACGCCUACAGCUUCAUCAUCGGCAUCUGCGAACAACUGGCACAGCACUGGUUGAAGAACCCAGACUCGUCGUCGAACGACUUCUACACCAUCUCCUCUGACGUCAUCAGUUUGUUGUUCAUGUACAACUCGGUGCUACGACUGUUCAUCUACUGUACGUGCAACCUGCAGUGUAAGAACGACAUUUUGAACAUGCUGCAUUUUGGAAGGAGUUGCGUGAGUCAUCGAAACGAGCCGACCACGAGUCUAUGA
Soboliphyme baturini is the source of this 969-nucleotide messenger RNA. NCBI's taxonomy places the organism in Eukaryota, Metazoa, Nematoda, Enoplea, Dioctophymatida, Soboliphymatidae. The record is from the annotation of a GenBank genome assembly.